Molecule: messenger RNA, 594 nt
Organism: Penicillium verrucosum
Lineage: Eukaryota; Fungi; Ascomycota; Eurotiomycetes; Eurotiales; Aspergillaceae
Exons: 1
Coding region: 1-594 (197 amino acids)
Source: RefSeq, a predicted model, not a curated record
AUGAUAGAGCUACGCCGGAGAACAGCAGGUGAUAAGCUUGUGUAUACUAACAAUCACGCACAAUGGGAUAGGCGCGAAGGAGACCAGGCUGGCGAUUGCUUCGAUCUUGAUAUUGGUAGUAAUGAUAUUGCUGCAGUUCAAUGGUGGGCUGCAAUCCUUGCAGAGGGACGUGGCUGGGAGGCAACUCUGACUCGGGAUGGUAAAGAGUACUAUCCGCCAUGGGAAUGCCAUUUGGACAGCAGUACAUUCAGAUUACGCCAUUGCGCACAAAUACCAUCCUCGAUCUCGAUCUCCUCCGAGACACCGUCCGCAGAAGAAGCCCUGGGAUACCUCUACAAUUUUGCCCGAUUUCAAGAUGCUUUCGAUCAAUUGAUUGCCGCAUUAGCUGCUGCCAUCACAUUGCCAUCGCAUAACCGAUUUGGAGCUUCUAUUAUCCUACCUAAACCUAUCAAUAGCCCCGUUUCACCCAGCUCACGCCAGAAUACCCAGUUGAUAUAUGUCAAUCAAAUCCCAACCACCGCCGAGCUUCCUCAUUUUAUGGCCUUGUCAUGCAGUUCUGGUCUCGUUACGUCAUGCCUUAUGAGCUCUUUCUAG